Molecule: messenger RNA, 1258 nt
Organism: Dermacentor silvarum
Lineage: Eukaryota; Metazoa; Arthropoda; Arachnida; Ixodida; Ixodidae
Exons: 2
Coding region: 1-441 (146 amino acids)
Molecular function (GO): nucleic acid binding
Source: RefSeq, a predicted model, not a curated record
AUGGGUCAGCUGUGCCGCCUCUACGAGGAGGUGGUCGGCAAUCCUCCGGCGAACGCGGUACAGCUGCCCCCACCACAGAGGCCUCCAGUCCCCAUCGCCACGGAGCUUCCCGGGACUUCCAAGAGGCGCUCGCCUACCUGCGCCCUGCAGCAGACGGCCGCCUGCCUCCUGGAUGAGACCCUCGGAGACCACCUCCUGGUGUACGUCGACGGAUCAGUGGUACCGGACACCGGCUCUGCCACGGCGGCCUGCACGGCACCAGCCCUGCAGAAGAGCAGGCAGUGUCGACUGCCCAGACACGCCAGCUCGACUGUAGCGGAGGUGGCAGGCCUCCACCUGGCCGUCGACUUACUCUCCGAGGAACUCCCUGAGGUACCGGCAGCCAUCCUCUGCGACUCCAAGGCAGCCCUCUUGGAGUCGCGCUGCUGUCUACCCGGCUGACAGCGCUACAGGAUGCAGGCCACCCGGUGUCCCUGCACUGGAUCCCCGCCCACGUAGGGAUCCCGGGCAACGAGGCAGCCGACACCCUGGCGAAGGACGCCCACCACACCACUGUGCCCCUCAGCCGGGCCGUGACGGAGGGCGACUUCACAGGACUGAGGCUGCGGCGAUACCUGGCGACCUUCCACCCUGACAAACGGGUGUCACUGGGAUGCCCCCCACGCCCACUCCCCCAGCGAGGCCUGGCUCGCAGGGAGACCUCGCUCCUUCUUCGGCUUCGCAUCGGCUGCAGCUGGACGGCAGCACGCAGCCACCGACUAGGACGAGCGACAUCCCCGGACUGCACUUCCUGCGGGGAGCCGGAGACCAUCGAGCAUCUCCUGCUGGCCUGCCCGGCUUACCUCCAGCAGCGGGGCCCACUCCUGCACGAGUUCCGCCGCCUGGGCCUCCCCUCAAGCAAGGAGGAAGACCUUCUCUUCCCCGGCCGACCCCACCUUCCUGCACUUCGAGGCGUCGUGGAGUACCUUGACUCGUCAGGGCUCUCCGCACGCCUCUAAGACAUGAUUUCUGCAAGCGGAACGGCCUCGCGGCCUCCCAACCCGUCCCGGGCCUGACAGGCCCGGAACUACACCCCUGCAGUCUCUGCAGCACUCCAAGGCCUUCCAUCUCGGCCUGAUACGUGCCGCCACAGCCUGCCGGUUUGCUACGCCCAGCCAUGCACCUUGGACUACAUGGCCUCAUGGAACCACUGGCGGAUCCAGGAUGAAUGCAGAUAUAUGUCAUAUGUUUCUUGAAUAAACAUUAAUUGAAAGUAGCA